Populus euphratica (Euphrates poplar) is the source of this 3454-nucleotide messenger RNA. Its product is annotated as P-loop containing nucleoside triphosphate hydrolases superfamily protein. The coding region runs from base 233 to 3163 and encodes 976 amino acids. The transcript is spliced from 25 exons. NCBI's taxonomy places the organism in Eukaryota, Viridiplantae, Streptophyta, Magnoliopsida, Malpighiales, Salicaceae. Gene Ontology annotation, molecular function: kinase activity; ATP hydrolysis activity; ATP binding. The record is from RefSeq and is a predicted model, not a curated record.
AAGAAAGAAAAGAGAGAUGAACGAAGUGUGGAAGAGAAGGAAAACGAGCGGGAGCGUACAGAAGCAAGGAAGGAACAAAAAGGGUAGAAAGUUAAGGCACCAGAAUAAUAAAAAGCAACACUACUACUUAACUAAUAAAACCGAGUCUCUCUCUCUGUCUCUUCUCUAAUAGCAAUAUAUAUUCUUCAGGGCUCCAGAGAGAUUGAAAGAGGAUUGGUGCGGUUGUUGACAAAUGGACCAUGAGGUUGUUCAGCGAGUAUUCCAAGAAGGAGGCCGCGAUUACUUCCAGCAACAGCCUUCUACUUCCUCCUCCUCCUCCUCCAUCCUCCAAUCUCUCCCUCUUCACGUGUCUUUUGAUCAUGGAUAUUAUUUAUUGGUAAAAUCUAUUCAAGAGCUCAGAGAGAAAAAAGAAGGUCUUGUUACUGUUGGCAUUGGUGGUCCUAGUGGUUCAGGCAAAACAAGCUUAGCAGAGAAGGUGGCUUCUGUAAUUGGUUGUGUUGUUAUAUCAAUGGAGAAUUAUCGCAUGGGAUUUGAUGAUGGGAGUGAUUUGGAUUCAAUUGAUUUCGAUACACUGAUACAAAAUCUUGAGGAUUUGACCAAAGGAAAAGAUACUUCGAUACCUAUGUUUGAUUACCAACAGAAAAGACGUAUUGGUUCCAAAGGAAUAAACAGCACAUCAUCUGGAGUGGUAGUAAUUGAUGGUGCCUAUGCUCUGCAUGCAAGACUGCGCUCCUUGCUGGAUAUCCGGGUUGCUGUGGUUGGCGGAGUUCAUUUCAGUCUUCUUUCUAAAGUUCAAUACGACAUUGGGGAUUCUUGUUCAUUGGAUUACCUUAUUGACAGCAUAUUCCCACUGUUUAGGAAACACAUUGAGCCAGACCUUCACCAUGCACAGAUUAGAAUCAACAACAGCUUUGUCUCAUCAUUUAGAGAAGCAAUCUACAAGCUGAAAUGUAGAAGUGAGUCACCAGAUGGACAUCCUGCUUAUGCCUUCCAAGGAACAGCACAUACAGAUAAUUUUAUUGAGAUGUACCUUAGACCUCCUUCAGCAAGUGAAGAAGCACUGACAAAUGAUUGGAUCAAGGUGCGGCAGUCUGGCAUCAAAUAUUAUCUAUCACUUGGGGACCAGAGAAUUGUCGACAAAAAUUUUAUUAUCAGGCCAAAAGCUGAGUUUGAGGUUGGGAGAAUGACACUUGGUGGGUUGCUGGCUUUAGGGUACAAUGUUGUAGUGAGUUAUAAACGGGUGUCUUCAUCUGUUAGCAAUGGAAAUCUUUCACUGUCGUUGGAGACCAUUGAUACUCUUGGUGAGACAUUCAUGGUGCUGAGGGGCAUGAAUAGGAAAACUGUUGGAGCAGAGGCAACGAGGAUGGGUAUUAAUGGACCUUGGAUCACCAAGUCAUAUCUGGAAAUGAUUCUUCAGAGAAAAGGUUGCAUUUUGGUUGGUUUGUCUGGUAUAGAUCAAAAGUUCUCCUUUCUACAAUUUGCUACUUCACUUGCAGGUGUGCCACGUCUUAACACACCACCACUAUUGCCUAAUACUUCUAUGACAAGCAAUCAAGAAAGGGUCAUUUUUGCCCCAAGGCCAAUCCGUACCUCUCCAAACCUUGUUAAUCGGCUUGAGGAUUUAUCUCAACCAUGGACUCGGUCACCAACAAAAUCUAAAAUGGAGCCAAUAGUAGCAACAUGGCAUUUUAUAUCAUCAGAUACGUCACAUGGGAGUUCAGUCAGAGAUUCUUCCUCUUUCAGGGAUAACAUGAAGAUUGCUCCUAUGCCUGAUUCAUAUGAUUUGGAUAGAGGGUUGCUUCUUGCUGUUCAAGCGAUACAGGCUUUGUUGGAGAAUAAAGGCCCCCCUGUCAUUGUUGGAAUUGGAGGCCCAAGUGGAUCUGGAAAAACUAGUCUGGCUCACAAAAUGGCUAACAUUGUUGGGUGCGAAGUAGUUUCCCUUGAAAGCUAUUUUAAAUCUGAACAAGUGAAAGAUUUUAAGUAUGAUGACUUUAGCUCUCUAGAUCUGGCUUUGCUUUCAAAGAAUAUUGGUAACAUAAGGAAUGGUAGAAGAACAAAAGUACCCAUAUUUGAUUUGGAGACUGGUGCUCGUAGUGGAUUUAAAGAACUUGAAGUUUCUGAAGAUUGUGGCGUGAUCAUUUUUGAAGGGGUUUAUGCUCUGCAUCCUGAAAUCCGAAAAUCACUUGACCUGUGGAUUGCUGUUGUAGGUGGUGUGCAUUCACAUCUUAUUUCUCGAGUUCAAAGGGAUAAAAGUAGAGUGGGGUGUUUUAUGUCCCAAAAUGAGAUCAUGAUGACAGUGUUUCCAAUUUUUCAGCAGCAUAUUGAGCCGCAUCUUGUUCAUGCGCAUCUCAAAAUUCGAAAUGACUUUGAUCCUGUUCUUUCCCCUGAGAGUUCUUUGUUUGUUUUGAAGAGUAAUAAGCAAGUGGCUUCUCAAGAUAUUUUGAAAAUCUUAGAUCCUGUGAAGUUGUGCAGUUCUGUUCAGAAUUUCAUUGAUAUAUAUUUAAGGCUACCUGGACUUCCUACAAAUGGGCAGCUGGCAGAGAGUGACUGCAUACGAUUCAGAAUCUGUGAGGGUAGAUUUGCAUUGUUGAUACGGGAGCCUAUAAGAGAAGGGAAUUUCAUUAUUCAACCAAAAGUGGAUUUUGAUAUCAGCACCAGCACGGUCGCUGGCCUUCUUAACCUUGGGUAUCAAGCGGUAGCAUGCAUUGAAGCAUCUGCAUAUAUCUACCAAGAUGGAAAGAUUCUCAUUGAGGUUGAUCAUCUGCAAGACACCCCUAGUCCUUACUUACAGAUCAAAGGGGUUAAUAAGGAAUCUGUAGCAGCAGCUGGUUCAACACUUAAACUGGAUGGUUCAUAUACAACCAAGAGUUAUCUGCAGAUCAUUUUGGAAAGAUUACCAGCAAUGCAAAGAAGUUACAGUGGAAUUCAUGCUCAACAAGCUGCAAGGUUGCAGGAACUUGUUGAAUUUAUACAAUCUCAGGGAAGCAGCUCAGCUCCAGAACCCUCUCCAGGUAGGGACGCUGCUCCUUUAGAAGGGGUAAUUGAGGACAUGCAGUCUAGAAUCAAAAGGCUGGAAAGAUGGCAUGCUAUCAACACGGUGCUAUGGACUUUUCUGAUGUCUGCUCUUGUUGGUUAUUCGCUUUACCAAAGGAAGCACCAAUGACAUUUCUCGGAUAGGUUGCGAGUUUAAAGGUAACAGAGUCUCAUUGCAUUGAAGCGUGCCAUGUUGGGCUAACAGAAACUUCUGACAGUUGCAUGUUUCUCCUGAUAUGUGACUUUGAGUUGCAAAGUUUUUACAUCGAAUCUUAUUUUCUUUUCAACAAACUUGGACCCUGCUGUUCAAUUGUUCCACUUUGUAAAUACAUGAAUUGGGUGGAAAUGUGAAUAACUAUUUGACGUUAGACAGUAAACAUGAGUUCUCUUGUAAUCGAGCUAAGAGUUCUGUUUCUUUUUC